Messenger RNA from Oppia nitens, 2599 nucleotides. RefSeq names its product raf homolog serine/threonine-protein kinase Raf-like. Gene Ontology annotation, biological process: protein phosphorylation; signal transduction. The record is from RefSeq and is a predicted model, not a curated record. Bases 269 to 2524 code for a protein of 751 amino acids. The transcript is spliced from 9 exons. Gene Ontology annotation, molecular function: protein kinase activity; ATP binding. Lineage: Eukaryota; Metazoa; Arthropoda; Arachnida; Sarcoptiformes; Oppiidae.
UUUGUAAUGUAAUAAUGAGUGUAAGCAUAGAGUGUAAGCAAAUGGACACAAAUGUCAUCAAAUAUUAGUAGUAUUUGUUUGUCACUAAUGUCUGCAUCAAUAGUAUAGCCAUUGAGUGCACCAUUUGGUCGCACUUUACGAUCUGUUGUGUAUGUCUUUAGUGUCCAAUCAAUGGUCAAAAUGAGUGCAUUUCAUGUCUAGUCUUGUCAUUAAAACAAUUGUUUACGUCAUUGAGUUGUUUUUGAUUGACUGACUGACUGACUAAACAAUGGCCGCCAUCGAUGAAGAGAUGGCAAACUAUACGUCAUUACCGGCCUUCAAGACUCGUGAAAAUAUGUUUUUGGAUCAACAGUUGCGAAACAUUCAGAGUAUGAUCCGACUGACAAAAAGCAAUUUGGAAGCACUGAACGCCCGGUUCGCUCAAUACCAACAUCCGCCAUCCAUGUAUAUCGCAGAAUAUGAAGACUUGACCUCUAAAUUAAAUGAUUUUCAACGUCAAGAAGAAAAGAUACUCGAACUCAUGACAGUCUAUGACUAUGAAGACUCACCCAUUGAUUUGAUUGACAAUAAUUACGAGCUGUUGGCCAAUGCAUCUUCGGGAUCGGCUUCCAGUUCAAGUCAACCGCGAACACCACUUAAAUCUGUAAUGAGGGCCCACCUGCCAAACCAACAGCGAACCAGUGUUCAGGUGACUCCUGGAAUGACAGUUCGUGAAGCACUGUCUAAAGCUAUGAGAAGAAGAAAGUUAACGCCAGAGAUGUGCAGUCUUUUCAUAUAUCAUAAUAAACAACCCAUUGAAUGGGACAGAGAUAUAUCAUCACUUGAAGGACAGGAAAUAUUAGUUGAAUCUCGUGAACGGUUUCCCAUUCAUACUAGUAUUUCUCAUAAUUACGUUCGCAAAACAUUUUUCACAUUAGCCUUUUGCGAGUGUUGUCAUAGAUUAUUAUUUCACGGUUUUCGUUGUCAGACAUGUGGCAUACGGUUUCAUCAACGGUGUGCUAAUGCCGUUCCUUCACUGUGUCAACCAUUACGAGUCGAAUCUAAUUAUUACCGACACUUACUGGCGCUCAACGAUCAGUCAACAUAUCUGUCUAAUUCAAAGCCAUCAGAAGUCGCAUCUCAAUCAUCUCAAGCAUCACAAAAUAGGUCGACACCUUUGGGCCAGAGAGAGAGGUCUACUUCGGCACCAAAUGUGUGUUUCAAUCUAGUCUCUCACACUGAACUUACCAUGGAAGAAUUUCGUACAUUAACUGGAGUUUGUCCAUCAAUUGUGUCUCCUUUGAACUUACGUCGAGUCAAUCCUUAUGCGACACUUAGAGGAAAAGGAGGUAUGGCAUUUGAUAAUUUAGCGCCGCCUCACUCGUCCGGUACAAUAGCUACCAGUUCGACGUCCGGAUAUCAGGGUUCUAUGUCUCCGUCUUCAUCGCCCACUCGGACGCAAUCAGCUGGUGGUUCCCCCACAAGCAUUCGUCAACAAUGGCGCCCCAGAGCCCGAUCAGCUGACGAAUCAUCAAAAAAGAUUAGACCGGUUUCUGGUGGAAGAGAAUCUAUUGAAGACUGGGAAAUACCUCUUGAAGAGAUACUUACCGGACCGCGAAUAGGCUCCGGUUCUUUUGGAACAGUAUACCGGGGCCAUUGGCACGGACCUGUUGCUCUCAAGAAACUUAAUGUCACAAAUCCUACACCCGCUCAGCUUCAAGCUUUCAAGAAUGAAGUGGCAGUACUUCGGAAGACACGUCACGUUAAUAUUUUACUAUUUAUGGGUUGUGUGUCACGACCUCAGCUUACUAUUGUCACUCAAUGGUGUGAAGGGUCGUCAUUAUAUAAACAUUUACACGUUUUAGAAACCAAAUUUGAAUUAUUACAACUUAUUGACAUUUCAAGACAAACAGCACAGGGAAUGGAUUACUUGCACGCAAAGAAUAUCAUUCAUAGAGACAUGAAAUCUAAUAAUAUUUUUCUUCACGACGACCUUACUGUCAAAAUUGGUGACUUUGGUUUGGCUACUGUUAAGACUCGAUGGCAGGGUUCACAUCAAUUCAAUCAACCGACCGGUUCUAUACUAUGGAUGGCACCCGAAGUGAUCCGAAUGAAAGAAGCCAAUCCUUAUACUUUUCAGAGCGAUGUUUAUGCAUUUGGAGUUGUAAUGUAUGAGUUAGUCACUGGUUAUCUGCCGUAUCAACACAUUAAUAAUAAGGAUCAGAUUUUGUUUAUGGUUGGACAUGGAUUAAUACAUCCGGAUCUUAAUAUAAGUCGAAACGAUACACCCAAGGGUUUCACGCGUUUAAUAGAAGAUUGUAUACUAUUUAAUAGAGAAGAACGUCCUCUUUUUCGUCAGAUUUUGGCGACAUUAGAGCAUCUGUUGCGAUCAUUGCCCAAAAUUCAUAGGUCGACAUCAGAACCUACAUUAAACCGAACUCAUCUGCAAUCCGAUGACUUUUUGGGAACAGUAUGUGCGUCACCCAAAACACCGAUAAACUCACAAUUUGGUGCAUUCCCUUUCUUUACUACUGGAAAUAUUUGAGUCAAUUAUUUUUUAUUAUUAAUUACUAUUUAUAUAUAUAUUAUUUUUGUUGAGAAUUGACUCCAUAAACAAAUC